CCACACUCACAGGAGGGCGGGCCGCCGUGAUCACCGACACCGAACUCCGUUGACCGAUCGCGGUUUAAUCACACCGGAGAGUUUAUUCAGCAUGAACGCGUCACUUCACGCGUUUGAAUUUGAGCGUCAGUUUGAUGAUCGCGGGUGGAAUGAAUGGUUUCAGGAAUACUGGGGAACGGCGUUCGUUCUGUCUGGUGUGUAUGCGGCUGGUAUAUAUUUUUUACGUGUUUUUAUGAAGGACAGACAGAAGUUGGACCUGCGGACUCCUCUCAUGCUGUGGUCAUUAUGUUUGGCUUUAUUUAGCGUAAUAGGCGCCGUGAGGACAGGCUGGUACGUGAUGAACGUUCUGACGUCAGACGGGUUCAGGCAGUCUGUGUGCGACACGACGUUUUACGCCACCCCCAUCACCAAGUUCUGGGCGUUUGCUUUUGCCCUUAGCAAAGUCCCUGAGCUCGGUGACACUGUGUUCAUAGUUCUUCGUAAGCAGCGUUUGAUCUUCUUGCACUGGUAUCAUCACAUCACCGUACUGCUGUUCUCCUGGUACUCCUACAGAGACCGCGUGGCAGGAGGCAGCUGGUUUAUGUCCAUGAAUUACAUCGUACACUCCAUCAUGUACAGUUAUUACGCAGCUAAAGCAGCGAGGGUACGUGUGCCGAGGCCGAUCGCGCUCUUGAUCACCACCAUGCAGAUUGUGCAGAUGGUGGUGGGUUUGAGCUUGCUGGGUCUCGUCAACAGCUGGAGAGACGACGUCCACUGCGUGUCCACCACGUACAACAUCAUGUGGGGCUCGCUGAUGUACCUGAGCUACCUGGUGCUCUUCUGUUCAUUCUUCUAUCAGUCGUACAUUAAAGGCCCAGCAGUGCGGGAGGAGAACAAGAGGAUGAAACACCAGUGAGAACUUCAAGGAACCGUUCACCCUAAAACCUCUUCACAUGUUUACUGGGUAUGGAUCAUCCAAUCCACUUUGCACUACAUGUACUGUCAUCGUAAGGAUGAAGAGCUGUAGAGAAAACUGACAGCAGCAUACAGAACGUGAGGAUGAAUCUGGGGUGAACAUUUCCUCUGAAGUUCUGAUGAAUCGACCCGUCGCUGCUCCUGAUUCACAUCGAAGAGAUUAACUGUAUGUGAUGACAAAAGCAUCUCUGAUCUGAGAAAAACAUGAUUACCAGACCAUCAAAAUAAUUUCUAUUACAAAUAUUUUAUAGUAUUUGUUUAUCAAAACGAGUCAUGUCACUCUUCAUUGAGUAUAAAAAGGGUUCUUUUAAUUGUACGGAGAAAUAUUUUGGAUUAUUUUGUGUUUAAAUUGUUUAAAAAAAGCAUUGUGCGGAUGCUUAUAGUUUAUAUUGUAAAGUAGAUUCUUAAUGGGACACUUUUUUGUAAUUUUUGUUUAGUAAAAUACACCCUGUUGCCCCUGAAGAUUUUUUUUAUACUGAGAUGAGUCUUAUUAUCAGAUGAUGCUGUAAGACAUCUCAGCCUGUGGUUUAUGGCACUUAAAUGUGUUAUUCUGGAUAGUCACUACACUAACCAGGGUUCGUCUGGUUGACUGCCUACACUGUAGAUGUCUGACAUGAUGUCUGCUGCUUUGUAAUGGCUGUAAUGUUGUAACACCUGUUCAGGUGAGAUACUCAGAGGAAUGUAAAGACAUAUUUAAAUCCUUUCAUGUCUUAAUUAAUUUACACAAGCAAGAUUUAUUACA
Paramisgurnus dabryanus is the source of this 1696-nucleotide messenger RNA. The record is from RefSeq and is a predicted model, not a curated record. Lineage: Eukaryota; Metazoa; Chordata; Actinopteri; Cypriniformes; Cobitidae.